AUGCGGUACCAACAUGGAGAGCUUAUAUGUGUCUCUCUCGGUGUCGGUGUCUUGGUUUCUUUUCCUUUUUUACCAUUACCAUUAGUAUCAAGUGUUAUGUAUUAUGUAUUAUGUAUUAUUAGUACUACGCUUAUUAUUAUGGUUUUUCCCCCUUUCCUCUUAAUGCGUGUAUUAUGCGCGAGCGUUGUUAUGUGCGUGGUGAAGGUUUUAAUCUGUGCGCUUAAUUUGCUUCCUAACCUUGCACCGGAAAUGAACCCGUGCGUUUUUUCCUUCUUUACUGUGCAGUGCACUGCGUGCACUGCACACCGUCGUGGUGGUGGCGGUGGCGGCGGUGGUUCAAGGAGAAGAAACGUGUUAUGCAGAUGCAGCUGGCUGCGUGUGUUUCACCCGCAGACGACGAGAAAAGCGAUUUGCAGAGGGUGA
This is a messenger RNA of Eremothecium cymbalariae DBVPG#7215, 423 nucleotides long. RefSeq lists its product as uncharacterized. NCBI's taxonomy places the organism in Eukaryota, Fungi, Ascomycota, Saccharomycetes, Saccharomycetales, Saccharomycetaceae. The coding region runs from base 1 to 423 and encodes 140 amino acids. The record is from RefSeq and is a predicted model, not a curated record. The transcript has a single exon.